Messenger RNA from Zychaea mexicana, 1119 nucleotides. RefSeq names its product amino acid/polyamine transporter I. Gene Ontology annotation, molecular function: transmembrane transporter activity. The transcript has 7 exons. The record is from RefSeq and is a predicted model, not a curated record. The coding region runs from base 1 to 1119 and encodes 372 amino acids. Lineage: Eukaryota; Fungi; Mucoromycota; Mucoromycetes; Mucorales; Lichtheimiaceae. Gene Ontology annotation, biological process: transmembrane transport. Gene Ontology annotation, cellular component: membrane.
AUGGCUUGGAACUGUGGUUAUAUCUUUCUUGCGGGUGCUUUAGCAACACUUAUGACUGCUGCAUACACAAUGGCGCAAUAUAUCAUUUCACAAGGCGCCACCAUUGGAGUUUACGUGGCAAUCCUUCUCUUUGCUGUAGCGUAUUGUUACCAAGGCAUACGUUUCAGUGGAUAUCUUAAUGUGUUCACAAUAUACUGGGUGCUGAUUGGCACAGUCGUUGUUAUAAUCGUCCUCCUUGUAAUGGCACCUUCACAUCCACCGGCUGAUUGGGUAUUUACCUCGCUGCAUGAUCUUACAGGAUACAAUAGUCCUGGGCUUGCUUUUUUGUUAGGUCUCUUGCAGGCAGGAUGGGUUUUGAUCGCUGAAGGAAGCAAGAACGCUGACCGGACUGGACCCCGUGGCAUUAUCAUAGGCGUUAUUGGGGCCAUUGUACAGGCUCUUGUUGUAAGCGUAGUGGUGCUAUUUUGCAUCCAAGAUAUGGAUGCAUUGUUGGAUUCUCCGUUUCCAGUUGCUACACUGUUUGUUCAAGCAACGAAUGGACCUGUCGCUGCCUUUUUGAUGAUUAUCCUCGCCGUCAGCCAGUUCGCUGCAGUUGCUAAUAAUAUGGUUGCCGCAUCACAGAUGCUUUGGGCUAUGGCAAGAGAUCAUGCUGUGCCUCAACAUGAAUUCUGGUACAAGCUUCAUGGAAAAAGCGAAUCUCCGUUGCGCAUUCUCCUUUUGGAGACUCUGGUUUGUAUUAUUGCAAUCAUGCCGUCUUUUGGCAGCCCUGAUUAUUGGUCGGCCAUUAUGAGUACUGCCGUGAUUUGCAUAAAUUUUGCAUACGGUUUUCCGUUCAUGUGCCGCCUGAUUUGGAAACGCCAUCCACUUCCGCGCGGCCCUUUCAACCUGGGUAAAUAUAGCAUACCUGUAAACUGCGUAGCCAUUUCCUGGGUUUUGUUUUUUGGUGUGAUUUUGUGUAUUCCAUCUACACACCCCGUCAGUGUAAAGUCUAUGAACUGGGCAAGCGUAAUGAUUGGCGGAACAUUAAUCUUGUCAACAAUAUUCUGGAUUAUCACUGGACGCAAAAAUUAUAAGGGACCUAUGCAGGGAGAAGAGAUCAGUAGCAUGACCGAGCAAUAA